This is a messenger RNA of Gamsiella multidivaricata, 492 nucleotides long. RefSeq names its product translation protein SH3-like domain-containing protein. Gene Ontology annotation, biological process: positive regulation of translational elongation; positive regulation of translational termination. The record is from RefSeq and is a predicted model, not a curated record. Lineage: Eukaryota; Fungi; Mortierellomycota; Mortierellomycetes; Mortierellales; Mortierellaceae. Bases 1 to 492 code for a protein of 163 amino acids. Gene Ontology annotation, molecular function: RNA binding; translation elongation factor activity; ribosome binding. The transcript is spliced from 2 exons.
AUGGCCGAUAACCACGACGACGAGCAGCACAAUGUCCAGUUCGAGGGUACCUCCUCGGGUGCUUCCCUGACCUACCCCAUGCAGUGCUCUGCUCUUCGCAAGAACGGACACGUUGUCAUCAAGGGCCGUCCCUGCAAGAUCGUCGAUAUGUCGACCUCCAAGACUGGCAAGCACGGUCACGCCAAGGUCCACUUGGUUGCCAUCGAUAUCUUCACUGGCAAGAAGCUCGAGGAUCUCUCCCCCUCGACCCACAAUAUGGAUGUCCCCAACAUCAAGCGUGUUGAGUACACUCUCGUCAACAUCGAUGAAGGUUUCUUGAACUUGCUCGAUGCCGACUCCAACCAGAAGGAUGAUGUCCGUGUUCCCGAGGGCGAGCUCGGUCAGAAGAUGGAGGCUGACUUUGAGGAUGGCAAGGAUCUCCUUGUCACCGUCAUCGCCGCCAUGGGUGAGGAGGCCGCCAUCACCUACAAGGAGGCCCCCAAGACCGAUUAA